Molecule: messenger RNA, 3297 nt
Organism: Myodes glareolus (Bank vole)
Lineage: Eukaryota; Metazoa; Chordata; Mammalia; Rodentia; Cricetidae
Gene: Map7d3
Product: MAP7 domain containing 3
Biological process (GO): microtubule cytoskeleton organization
Cellular component (GO): microtubule cytoskeleton
Source: RefSeq, a predicted model, not a curated record
CCGCCCAAGAACCACUAGAGGUUCUCAACUCAGCUCCGAAGAUGGCCGACCACGCUUUUGCGGGUACCAGUGGCAACACAUCUUUGCGGGGUCUACGAGAACGCUUGGUUGCCGUCGCUCAAGAACUAGCCGAAGAACGGCGACGUAAACGUGGUAUUAAUUCUUCUGCAGUUACUUCUAAGAGAUCGUCGUGUACACCUGUUUUAGAUGGUUCCGUCCUUAAAAAUGAUAUCAAACAACAAUUAGCCAAAGAACGCAGAGAAGAGAGAAAACGCCAGCAAGAAGCCAACAAGGAAAAACAACUGCUUGAGAAACAACAAAAGGCUAAGCUACAGUAUGAAAAGCAAUUGGAAGAAAGACACCGCAAACUGAAAGAACAAAAGGAAAAGGACGAGCGACGCCGAGUAUCUGCAGAAGAAAAAAGAAAACAGAAACAGGCGGAAGACAAAGAAAAAUUUAAGGCUGUCGUGUCUCGUACAAUGGAGAGAUGCAAUCGUGCUGAUCAGCGACAGAAAAGGUGGUCGUGGGAGGGCGGUGCGAUCAACACUGACAAGUCUGGAAAAAUGGAAAGUAAACGAAGCUCUUCUCUGAAUAGAAAAGACAUACACCCCAGUGUUGAUGUGGAGCACGUGGACAGCACGCCUGGCAUGACCAAAUAUGUUUUCCGCUAUGUGACUGCACCAGUGUUUACUAGUGAUGGGCUGAAGUCUUCUGCAAUACUCUGUAAGUCAUCAGUAAAAACGCCACUUCCGGCCAAAUUAGAAAUAACAACCACAAAGAAAAUUGAAACAUCUCUCAAGGAAAACAUGGAAAGACCAGCAAAGGAGAAUGCAGAAAUGCCACCUAGGAUGAACAUGAAAGAACCCACACAGGCAAACAUGGACAGACCAUCUAAGGCUGAUGUGGAAAUGGCACUCCGAAACAUAGAGGACUUCUCUGCUGCUAAGGUGGACAUUUCCCCCAAGGUACUCGCUUGUGGGAGCUCAAUGAGUCACCCUGAAUCAAAUGCGAAAGAAUUCCCCCAAAUGAAUGUGGAUGCCUCUUCAAGUGUUGAACCAUCCCCCAUUGUGAGCGAGGAUUCAUCCCCCAUUCUGAGUACCAGAUCAUCCUCCUUUCUGAGUGUGGAAAUAUCGCCUGUUGUGAGCAUGGAUACCUCACCAGAAUUAAGUACGGGCUCGGCAAGUGCUGUGCCCUCGGAAACACACAUAGAAACAUCUCAGACUUCUCUUAAGACCAGCAGGGAAUUAAACCUUGAGGCCAGUAUGGAAGCACAGCCUGAGACAAGUGUUGAAGGACCACCCCAGAAUUCAGAAGUGGACAACGCAAGAAACAUAAACCUUACCACCAAGAAACAGCCAUCACAAAUACCGUAUUACAGAUGGCCGUCAUCUCCUGCACUUGGGUGGCGCUCACCUUUUCCCAUGAAGGCUGUCAGGCAGAAUCAAAAGAUCCGACCUCCAUCCCCUCUACCAGUCUCAUCAAAACUAUCAACGAAGACUUCUCUAUCGUAUAAAAUAACCCCAGUUCAGAAUAUCCUGUAUGUGCCAAAUGCAUUAGGCACAAUAACAAAGACAAAAAAACUCACUCAAAAGCGUAUGAUCAACAGAGAAUCUGGUAAUAAAAGUGUGCCAAGCAGUGAAACGGCCAUGAAAGUUUCGAUAGAGAUACACCAUGCUGCUUAUGAACAAAAAGGCAAAAAGGAGAAUGAAAGAAACCAGCAAGAGACAAACCAAAGAAUUUCUAGAAAAUCAGAAGGUAUGGUAGAGAGAGUGGAUAAAGUCCCAGUAGAAGAAUUCUCACCACAAAAAAAUGAGCAGCAAAAAAAAGAUCUGACAAGGAGACAUUUUGAACCACCGGAAGAACAGAAAGAACAGCUACAGAAAGGGGACAAGACCGUGAUGAAAUCCCAGGACAGUACUGAAAGUAGACAGAAUGAACAGGAAAGAAUUAUGUUACAAAAUUUGCAAGAAAGAUUAGAAAGGAAAAAGAGAGUUGAGGAAAUAAUGAAGCGGACAAGGAAGACAGAUGUGAAUACCUCAAAGGAGUUUUUACCUACUCUGAGCAGGAGUCCUUUGGAGGUUUCAGAAAUAUCUGAUAAUUGCCCAUCUGAAGAGGAUGAAGCAGAUGAUGAAGGUGAAACAGAAAGUGAUAAGGACUCCCUGGAGAUGUUACCAUCAGGAAUGAAUACGGCACUUAGCAAGCUCAAAAAGUUUCACAAAAAUACCAAGAGGAAGCAUCAAAAGCUAGUGUUUUUGCAAGCGGGAUCUGGCGAGGUUGAUUCGGAGAAGAAAGUCUAUUUGAAUGGGAACAUGAAAGCUAUCAAACAAAACGACCCAAAAGAAUCUACAAGUCAAGCAAAGGGCACUAAGACACCUACCAAAAAGCAACCUACCCGAACAGUGAGGAGCAGAAAAACAAGAGACGCCAACCCCACCAUCCGAUCUGCAGUGAGCGUCACUACCAACCAGGAGUGGGUCUGUGACAACAUUAUAGACCCUAGUCACACCGCCGAAUCACCUGUCCCAAAGACCACCGCUGAGAGCAACAAACACGAUUCAAAGGAUUCUGUGGCAGCUCGCCAAGGUCCUCAGGUACCGCUGGACCCUAAGAAACAAGGCAAACCUGUGGCUGUUCCUUUGAAGAAGGUUUUCUCAAACCUCAACUUAGCUGGAAGAGCGACUGCGCUUGAAGACCCCUUUGCCUCUGGCUGUUCCUGGAUGGCAUUUGGAGGAGGCGAAGAAGACAGUGAUACAUGAACACCAUGGAGCCUGGGUGGGGGGGUGAUCUUCUUCCACUCCAUAUUAAAACUCCUAAGACCAAGACUCAAAAAGUGUCUUCUUCAUACUUGAAACUGGCAAUGGAAUUUAAAAUCAAAGAAAGGAAAACAAAGAAUCCCAUCCAAUAGUCACCUCAACACCUACUUAAGAGAAUGUUAAUAACACCUUAUUCUCUAGGGAAAAUUUUGAGUAAAGAGGUUACUGUUUUCCUUGGAAAACAAUCUUUAUUGUCUCUUUCUUGGAUUUUCUAUCAGUGGGUAUAUGUCAAGGGAUUCCUCACAGAUUUUUUCAUUAAAUGAUCAUUUUCAGUCCUCCAAAAAAUUCUAUUAAAGGAAUAUCUCUAUUCCAGGAUCUAUUUGAAACCCUAAAAUAGUUGAUUCUGGUUAAUGGUGACACUACUUUGCCAGCUAGAAACAAUCUGAUCUCACAGAGACCAUAACAGGAAUUCGGAGUGCUCACUAGAGUUGGGUCAGAGUCUUCCUGAUAGACAUAACCCUGCUUCACUGCCUGUACAUACGUA